Messenger RNA from Loxodonta africana (African savanna elephant), 4335 nucleotides. It is a transcript of the gene GOPC, whose product is annotated as golgi associated PDZ and coiled-coil motif containing. Gene Ontology annotation, molecular function: transmembrane transporter binding. The record is from RefSeq and is a predicted model, not a curated record. Bases 16 to 1407 code for a protein of 463 amino acids. NCBI's taxonomy places the organism in Eukaryota, Metazoa, Chordata, Mammalia, Proboscidea, Elephantidae. The transcript is spliced from 9 exons. Gene Ontology annotation, cellular component: Golgi apparatus; membrane; trans-Golgi network transport vesicle. Gene Ontology annotation, biological process: negative regulation of protein localization to cell surface.
GCCCUAGGCGGCGCCAUGUCGGCGGGCGGCCCGUGCCCGGCGGGGGCCGGUGGGGGCUCAGGGGGCGCCUCCUGCGCUGUGGGGGUCUCCCCCGGCGGGGUAUCCAUGUUCCGGUGGCUGGAGGUGCUGGAGAAGGAGUUCGAUAAGGCCUUCGUGGAUGUGGAUCUACUCCUGGGCGAGAUCGAUCCGGACCAGGCGGACAUUACUUAUGAGGGGCGACAGAAGAUGACCAGCCUGAGCUCCUGCUUUGCGCAGCUUUGCCAUAAAGCCCAGACUGUGUCCCAAAUCAACCACAAGCUAGAGGCACAGUUGGUGGAUCUGAAAUCUGAACUGACAGAGACUCAAGCGGAGAAAGUUGUAUUGGAAAAAGAAGUACAUGAUCAGCUUUUACAGUUGCACUCUAUUCAGCUUCAGCUUCAUGCUAAAACUGGUCAAAGUGUUGACUCUGGUACCAUUAAGGCAAAACUGUCUGUCCCCUCUGUGGAGGAGCUGGAGAGAGAGCUUGAAGCAAACAAAAAAGAAAAAAUGAAAGAAGCUCAACUUGAAGCUGAAGUGAAAUUGUUGAGAAAAGAGAAUGAAGCCCUUCGCAGACAUAUAGCUGUUCUCCAGGCUGAAGUUUAUGGGGCCAGAUUGGCUGCCAAGUACUUGGAUAAGGAACUGGCAGGAAGGGUCCAACAAAUACAAUUACUAGGACGAGAUAUGAAGGGACCUGCUCAUGAUAAGCUUUGGAACCAGUUGGAAGCUGAAAUACAUUUGCAUCGUCAUAAAACUGUUAUCAGAGCCUGUAGAGGACGUAAUGACCUGAAACGACCGAUGCAAGCACCACCAGGCCAUGAUCAAGACUCCUUAAAGAAAAGCCAAGGUGUUGGUCCAAUUAGAAAAGUUCUUCUCCUUAAGGAAGAUCAUGAAGGCCUUGGCAUUUCAAUUACAGGUGGGAAAGAACAUGGUGUUCCAAUCCUCAUCUCUGAGAUCCAUCCAGGGCAACCUGCUGAUAGAUGUGGAGGGCUACAUGUUGGGGAUGCUAUUCUGGCAGUCAAUGGAGUUAACCUAAGAGACACAAAGCACAAAGAAGCUGUAACCAUUCUUUCCCAGCAGAGAGGAGAGAUUGAAUUUGAAGUAGUUUAUGUGGCUCCUGAGGUGGAUUCUGAUGACGAAAAUGUAGAGUACGAAGAUGAGAGUGGACAUCGUUACCGUUUGUACCUUGAUGAGUUAGAAGGAGGUGGUAAUCCUGGUGCUAGUUGCAAAGACACAAGUGGGGAAAUCAAGGUGUUACAAGGGUUUGAUAAGAAGACUGUAACUAACGCACAUGAAAAUGGAGACCUGGGAACUUCGAGUGAAACUCCCCUAGAUGACAGUGAUUCCAAAUUAGAUGAUCUGCACAGUCUGUAUCAUAAAAAUUCUUAUUAAAUUGACUGUAUCUCCAACAAGAUUGUUAAUCAAACUCUUCUGGAUUGGGGGCACUAGGGAAGAUGAUGACAAAGAUGAUAGAAGAUCAAGGGAGGCUGUUUGUUGCCUAAAUGAAAGAUGGUACCUCAGGGCUUCAUGGGAGCAAUGAAUAUUAAAUGCAUAAUCCCCCCCACCCCAUUUUCUGUGGUAUACCAUAAUUAACUAUUGCAUGUAAAGCAAUUUUGAUUUUCUUAAAACCAUAAGCACCAAAGCAUGCUUUUCUCAAAAGGGUAUUAUUAGGUUCUUAAGUACCAAAUGAAACACUGCUGUUUUAUUUGGUUCCUUUUCCAUUGAGUAGAAGGACACUGUAAACUGGAAUUUUAUAAGAAAUAGCCUUUAAAUACAAGAGAGUAGAUGAGUUCAUAUGCUGUAUUCCAGAAUGUUAAAUGUGAUGUUUCAAAGGGCAGAAAUGGACUCAGUGAAUUGCAGAAAUGUAGGUGUGACUUAAUUUUUUUUUUUUUACUGAAAAAAAAUUUUUUUUUUAAUUUACUGUGCAUCCUCAUAUCUACAUCAGUUCUUUAUGGUCAUUUAUUGUAACAAGUUUUCCUUUCAGCUUUAUUCACUGCAGUACAUAUAGUUUUCUUUAAGCAAUCCUGUAUCAAUCAAUGCUGCAAUAGAAAUAGUUUCUGAAAAGUUCUUGCACAUUUUACAUUUGUUUUUACAAGAAAUGCAAGCGAGUGUGAAAUAUCUGUUCUCAAUUAUGUUGAUUUGUGUACAUGGUACUGAAGCAUUAAUAUUUAGUCUCAGAUGGCUAUUUUCUGGGAUCCAUGAAAGAAAGUUUUGUACAUUUUGAGUUCUUUAUAAAGUUUGUCUUGUGUUUAUCUUGUUGGCACUUAAAGGUAAAUUAUCCUGGCAAUGAAAGCUCCAAUUUAUUACUAUGUGACAAAAUACAUUUGUAUUCAAACAGCAGUUUUCUCUUAAAGUAACCCUGAUUUGCCAAUUAUUUAAAAAGCUGGGGGCAAAAGUGGGCAAGAUGUGGUGAGGAAAUUUUGAUACAGUAAUUGUUUUGGUUGGAUUUCAUGUCAUUGUGUACUUGACUAAAGCACUCUUCAUAUGCAAACUGUACGAAUUUGCUAGUUCUCUUAUCCCAGGAUUAAGCAUGGAGUGCCCACUCUCUUAUUUACUGUUCUGCAGGCCACUGUACCCUUCUGGGCAAAGUCAGAAUGUUGCAUUAAAAGAGGUGAUAGUUUUGCCAAUAUCACUGUUGUAAAGGAUAUACAUUUAAGGAAUUUUAAGUGAGAAAAGCCUUUUAGAACAUUAUCAGUAUCUUCCAUUUCUAAUAUUCAGAUGUUACGUGAUAUAAAUCACAUUUUCUUGUCUUUCCGAGAUGCACUAUGUAUUUGUUCGUAGAUAAAUCUAGAAAAUGUAUAUACUUUAUUUGGUGAUUUAGCUAUUUAUAAAUUUUGUUUUAACUCUUGCUCAUCUAUGGUUUGUUUUGAGUGGUUUUGUUCAUCUGUAUGUCACCAUGUUAAUUUGUAAUAGAAGUACACUUCAUAGUGUAUAUUGUUACUGAUAUUAAAAUAUUUUGUAGCAUAAUGUUGCCUCUAAGGGAAAGCUAGUAUUUAAUUGUACAACUGAAUAAGCAAGUUACAUGUUAUUGUUUGCUCUGACAGGCUAGACCUCUUAAAAGAAAAAAAAAAAAAGUCUUCAUGCAUUCUCCCAACCCCUACACAUACUGCCAUGCAUGGCAUGAGAUUUUCAUGUUGGAUCUUAGUGGGUGUAUUCAUUUACAGAAAAAAUUGCCAUUGUGGCAGAUCUGAAAAUCUUUUUUUGCUGGGACAUGAAACCAUGGUAUUCUUAUCCUCAAAAAACAGCCUGGAAUGGGAUGACCAUUACAUUUUUUUUUCCAGAGAAUAUUCUUUAUCAAGUAUGACUGAAACCUUAGGAAAUAGAAGCUAAAACCUUUUGAGUUUCAAAAGCUGUCUAAUGAGUCUAUGAAGAGUUUUUUUUUUUUGGAGCCUUGAAAUGGCAUUUUUGUGAGAAUGCUGUGUAAUUUGAAAGAUUGUAUGAAAUGCUUAUGAUAUAAAUUCCUUUCAGGGGCUGAUAAACAGAAUGGAAAAUUUUCCCAGUAGCUUAAAAUUCCACAGGUCAGAUCCCUUUUCAUUCCUGCUUCUCCUGGGCUUGUCAACCUAUAUUGGAGCACUGUUGGUCAGAUAUUGCUGUGAGCUUUCUGUCAGAUAUUUUAGAAAGUACCUGGUUAAAAGUUCUUUUUAGAAUAUAUGGCCUUCUGGAGAUGAACUAAGGAUUAUAGACUUUUUUUCCUGGAGGACUGAAUAAGAAGCAGUUUUAAUAUUGCACACAUGUAAGAAAGAAACUCAUAUAACUCAACCUUCUAGAACAAAACCAAACAGAUGAGAAAACUAAUGCAAAGCCAUUUCAGUUAAAAAACAAAAUACACACAUGCACAAAUAGUUGCAAAAAAACUUUCACUAGAACGUGAGAGUUGUAGGUACGUGUGUAUGUAUUUACACCUUGAUCUCUAAAAUUCUCUUCUACAGUAUCUCUGUUAUGAAUUUGAUGGAAAAGUGAUAUUUGGGCUAUGGGAAUAUUGUUAAAGUAGAUUUAAGAAAGAAUCUUGGUAAUUAUAACUGAACAGUUUCAAAAGUUGCCACAGCUUGUCCUUGGUGCUGUUUUUUUUCCCCCCUCUUCAGCAGACUGUUUUUGUUUUGUUUUUAUAUUUAGAAACAAAAAGGUAUAUUGAUUCAUAUGCAUGUUGAACAUUGUUUGACAUCCUUAUUUUAUUAUGUAAUUGACUCUCCCACCUAUCUAGUCUUCCACUUAGGGUUGGCCUCAAACCUAUAGGACUUAUGACAAAUGUAUAUCUACUUAGGUUGAGUUUAAUAUUUUUUUAUUAGCCUGUAAAUAAAGAUUGCAUCUUCUACAUUAAAA